Molecule: messenger RNA, 924 nt
Organism: Leptinotarsa decemlineata (Colorado potato beetle)
Lineage: Eukaryota; Metazoa; Arthropoda; Insecta; Coleoptera; Chrysomelidae
Product: serine-arginine protein 55-like
Source: RefSeq, a predicted model, not a curated record
AUGAUUGUGAUAGAGUUUAACUUUAGUGAAGUUGAAGAAGAAGUAAAGUACUCCAUUGAAAAAUUUAUAGAACUGGAUACCUCGAUCGGUUCAACUUCAUUCAAGACUUCGACAUCAGACAGUGCAGAGAAGCGGGAUGGUGAUGAAGAAGAUGACGUUCUAGCUGUUUCCGGAGUUGACGAUAGACUAUUAUGUUUUUCCCGUGGAUUGAAUCUAGCACCAGUACGUACCCAGCAUAAACUGAUAGUACGAAAUCUGUCUUUCGCCGUCAGCUGGCAAGAUCUGAAGGAUUAUAUGCGAAAUGCCGGUAGAGUUACUUUCGGACAGGCUCACACACCAUAUCGCAAUAUCGGAACUGUCGAAUUCGCUAGUCAUUCAGACAUGGAAGCCGCUUUUAGACAACUGAAUCAUACUGUGUUGAAGGGUCAACGAAUUCGCCUCGAAAAAGCCAGGAUUGAUUCGAUUUGGAAAAAAAAACAUUUUUACAAUUGUGCAUCUUCUUUGCCGUUCCAGAGUAAGAGAUUUUCUAAGCCAACUCGGUCCAAUCAUUCCUGUUGGGCGCCGAUCCGUACCCCUUAUAGAUUGCUCAUUUCAAAUGUAUCUGAUCGCGUCAGUUGGCAAGAUCUCAAAGAUCACAUGCGUAAUUCUGGAAACGUUACAUUUGCAGAGGCACAUAAUUUACAUCGCAACAUGGGAGUCGUAGAUUUCGCUUCAAAAUCUGACUUACAAGCCGCUUACAGACAAUUGAACGGUACUUUAUUGAAGGGUAGACGCAUUUGUCUCGACGAACUCAAGAUACCUAUAACGAGUAAUGGGGUAGAAAUAUCUGCCAAAGUGAUGAUCGGUUCACCGAAGGAAGUUACGGAUCUAACAACUGAUCAGCUUUCUGCCCAGGAUGAACUAGUUGAAUUGAAAAAUGACUAA